Molecule: messenger RNA, 1089 nt
Organism: Acanthosepion pharaonis
Lineage: Eukaryota; Metazoa; Mollusca; Cephalopoda; Sepiida; Sepiidae
Source: the annotation of a GenBank genome assembly
AUGACACCUUUUGUUUAUUUAACGGAUGUACCCAACACAAUUUUGUGUGGUAACCGAAGCAUUUUUGUGGUGGUUGAGGGUCGCCGGCCCUUCUGUUGGGUUUGUGGUGCGGCUGGACACCUGGCCAAGACGUUUCCAACCAAGAAGCCAGCACCGUCGGCGAAGCAGGCACCGGUACCAACAUCAGUGGUGCCCAGAGAAGAAUCAACGAAGAAAGCUUCCGGUAGCGAAUGGACGAAAGUGGUCAGGAGGAAAGCAAAAGUGGCAACCUCACCUCUCCAGCAGCAGCAGCAUGAGCUCCCGGAGAAGGCUGCAGUCAGUCAGCAGCAGGAGCAGAACGCUGAUGCAAAGAAGCAGCAGGAGCAGGCGGCUACAGAACAACUGCAGGACGUCCCGGAUAAGGAGGGAGAAAAACAACAGCAGGAAAGGGUGGCCGUCAAACAAUAUCAGCAGAAGUCGGAUGGCCCCGCUACAGGGGCUGCUAAACAAAAGCAGCUGAAGCAGAAGCGAGAACAGCAGCACGAGCAGCAGCGUCAACCGGCGCAGCAGGAACUGGAGCAGCAACAGCAGCAGCUGGCUGAGAAAGAGGUCCAACCGGAACAAGUGGACCCAGAAACCUGUCGUCAACACCCCUCUCAUCUCUCACGCCAUGCAGGCGGAAUUCAUUCCCAUUGUCUCCGCUUCCAUGUUAAUGGCAGUCACGAGCAUCUAUACUCGUUUAUUCAAUUUCCUUACUUUUUUCUUCUUUUUUGUUUCUUCGUCUCUUUGAUUAUUUCAAAGUUUCUUUGUUUAUUUCUUUCUUUUUUUUUUGUUCCUUUCUUUGUUCCUUUGCAUUUUGCUUCCGUGUUUGUUAGUUUCUUUGAUUUUUUUCUUUUCCUUCCCAUCAUGAAUUCUGCUGCUGUUUCAUUUUUCCUCCCUCCCUCCCUUCCUACUUCCAUCCCUCCUUCCUUCCUUUCUCCCUUCCUUCCUCCCUUCCUCCCUCCUUCCCUCCUUCCUUCCUUCCUUCCUUCAUUCCUCCCUCCCUUCCUUUCUUCCUUCCUUCCUUCCUUCAGCAAUUAUUGUUUCAUUAUUGUUUUUAAAAUAUUUUAG